Molecule: messenger RNA, 1322 nt
Organism: Urocitellus parryii (Arctic ground squirrel)
Lineage: Eukaryota; Metazoa; Chordata; Mammalia; Rodentia; Sciuridae
Gene: Serhl2
Product: serine hydrolase like 2
Cellular component (GO): membrane
Source: RefSeq, a predicted model, not a curated record
GGACCUGUGAUCCGGGCGACAGCUCUCCUCCUUGGGGCCGCGACCUCGCCAGGCCGGAGAGACUGCCGCGCGCCGCGGGAGCGGAGCGAUGGGUCUGCUCUCAGAGCUCAAGCUGACAGUGCCCUGGGGCCACAUUGCUGCCAAAGCCUGGGGCUCCCUGCGGGGCCCCCCAGUUCUGUGCCUGCAUGGCUGGCUGGACAAUGCCAACUCCUUCGACAGACUCAUCCCUCUCCUCCCACAAGACUUCUAUUACGUUGCCAUGGAUUUCGGAGGUCAUGGGCUCUCGUCCCAUUACGGCCCAGGUGCCCCGUAUUACCACCAAAACUUUGUGAAUGAGGUCCGGCGAGUCGUGGCAGCCUUGAAAUGGAGCCGUUUCUCUCUCAUGGGCCACAGUUUCGGAGGCUUUGUAGGCAGCAUGUUUUCCUGCAUCUUCCCUGAGAUGGUGGAUAAACUUAUCUUGUUGGACGGGACGCCGUUUGCCAUGGACACUGAUGAGAUGGAGAACUUGCUGACCUACAAGCGGAGAGCCAUAGAGCACGUGCUGCAGGUGGAGGCCUCCCAGAAGCCCCCGCGUGUGGUCAGCCCGGAGGAGAUGCUGCAGGGGUUCCUGAAGAACAACAGCCAUGUGGGUGAGGAGUGCGGGAAACUCCUCCUGCAGAGAGGAACCACCCAAGGGGCCACAGGUGUGGUGCUGAACAGAGACCGGAGGAUCUCUUGGCCGCAGUACAGCUUUGACUUCGUCAGCAGGGAGGUGUUCACGAACUCCAUCCAGCAGCUGCAGGCCCGCGUCCUGCUUGUCAAAGCAGCACAAGGAUACAGUGAUGUGAGACGGGAGGAUGGUGCCAACACGGAGACCCUGAUGUUUAUGCUGGACACAAUGAGAUCCAUCCUAAAAGAGCGGUUCCAGUUUGUUCAAAUCCCCGGCAACCAUUAUGUCCACAUGAAUGCUCCCCACCUCGUGGCCAACGUCGUCAGCCCCUUUUUACAGAGCAAACGCAGGAUCCCGGCCCAGCUGUAGCCUGGGCCUGGGCUACGGACAUCUCACUCUCACGCCAGUCAGCCUCCACGUGGCUGGCAUGGUGGCAACAGGCCUUCCUGAAAACCAAGAUGAACAGGAGAGAAUCCUGUGAUGGAGGUGGGGGAAGGGGCAAGAUUCUGACAUUAACAUCUGAGACUUCAGGGGGACAGCAUUUAGACUUAGGGUGUCCAUUUUGUAGUUAAUGACCUGUAGUGAGCUGCUACAGGCAGAAGGAAGCUUGCCUGUCAUUUGGUGGCUUCUGAAGCCUUCUCCACUGCCAGCCUGGAUACACAAUAAAAUGUUC